GAUAAGCCCCGGCGAGGCGAGAAUUGAAAGACGCUUCCUGAGAGAUCGUUCUCCGUGAAACCCUAGAGAGUGAGUGAGUUUAGUUUCGUCCAUGCUGAUGUUUCGUUCCCUGAUCCGAAACUUAUUAGAUUGUUCUCUGUUUGCUGGGUUUCUGCUAUUAUUAUGAUUCUUUCCUGCAACCCUAAGAGUUCUCUUUUUUAGAUUGUGCUAAUAUGAUGUUUCCUUUCAUUCUUCUUCUGACUAUUGAGUGAUUUAUGGGUUAAAAAACAUCUUUGUCACCAGGUCACGGUGUAAAGUUUGUAUCUUUCGUGUUGUUUAUUUUUUUUUAAUGAAAGGCUGCAUUUUUGUUACUUGAUGGGUCUUCCGCUUGUUCAUGAGUUUCAUCAAUAUCUGUAUUCUGUUUUUGAAUCACUUGUCUUUGCUUUGAGAAUACACCAGAUACGCACAACAUAAGUAACAAUGGCUUUGGCUUUCUUCUUAAGUAAAGUUGGAAGGACAUUUAGGCAGGCUAGCACUCAUGUCACUGCCCCUAACUGGAUGCUUCAGAGGAGCAUCCGUUGCAUGUCUUCUUCUUCUUAUGUAAAACUCUUUGUUGGAGGUAUCUCCUAUAGCACUGAUGAGUUUGGCUUGGGAGAAGCUUUUAGCAAAUAUGGACAAGUUGUUGAUGCCAAAGUUGUUGUGGACCGUGAAACUGGUAGAUCGAGGGGUUUUGCUUUCGUGACAUUUACUUGUAACCAGGGGGCUACUAAUGCCUUGAUGCACUUGGAUGGACAGUACCUUCAUGGUCGAAGAAUUAGGGUGAAGUACGCAUUUGGAGGCGGUGGUGGUUACGGUGCUCGAGCUGGUGGUUAUGGAGGCCGCCUUCCUCUUUUUUCUUUUGGUCCUCUACCUUGUGGUUACGCACAAGACUCUCCUGUUUUUUAUGAUGAUCCUCUACCUUGUGGUCACGUAGCAGAAUAUUCUGUUUGGUCAAGGUGA
This is a messenger RNA of Eruca vesicaria subsp. sativa (arugula), 978 nucleotides long. NCBI's taxonomy places the organism in Eukaryota, Viridiplantae, Streptophyta, Magnoliopsida, Brassicales, Brassicaceae. The record is from the annotation of a GenBank genome assembly.